CUUCAGUUUAUUUGAUUUUUCCUAAUUAUUAUUUUGCUUUCCUAUGUCCAUAUUUUCUUGCUUUUGGAAAAACUUGAGAAGCCAGAGAGAGGAAGACAUGGCGGCAAGGAGCAUCACAUACAUUACCGGCUCUCAGCUUCUCUCUCUUAAACGCCGUCCUAACAUCGCCAUCGUCGACGUCAGGGAUGAUGAGAGGAGCUACGAUGGUCACAUAGCUGGCUCACUUCACUUUGCUAGCGAUACUUUUCGUGAUAAAAUUCCCAGCCUUAUUCAAGCUGCUAAUGGCAAAGAUACCCUUGUUUUUCACUGUGCUCUUAGCCAGGUUCGGGGACCAAAGUGUGCAAGGAGGCUUGCAGAAUAUCUUGCCGAGUCGAAAGAUGAUGCAGGAAUAAAAAAUAUUAUGGUAUUGGAACGUGGUUUUAAUGGAUGGGAGGCAUCUGGUAGGCCAGUUUGUCGUUGCACUGAGGUCUUCUGCAAGGGUCACACUGAACAGGCACAACAAUAAAAUUAGAUAAACCAUGCCAAAGAAAAGGGAUAUGUUGCAUCCUGAUAUAUAUAAUCUUUUGACUGCAUAUAUCAACUAUAAAAAAUAGAGUUGUGACCUGGGAACACAAGUGACUAUUUGGCUGCUGAUACAUGUAUUUGCUUAACAUAUGAAACUGACAAUAUUAUUUUGAUGUAAUGCUGUCUUGCAAUUACGUUCUUGAAGUUUUCCUCAUCAAACAAACUGCAGGGAAAAGCAAAACAACAUUUGUUUUGGGCUAACAUAUGUUUGAUUGUUACCAUAAAAAGAUGGGAUGCCUUAAAAUCUUCUA
Messenger RNA from Nicotiana tabacum (common tobacco), 815 nucleotides. Its product is annotated as dual specificity phosphatase Cdc25. The record is from RefSeq and is a predicted model, not a curated record. Gene Ontology annotation, molecular function: protein tyrosine phosphatase activity. Lineage: Eukaryota; Viridiplantae; Streptophyta; Magnoliopsida; Solanales; Solanaceae. Gene Ontology annotation, cellular component: cytoplasm; nucleus.